AAACUUCCGCCUGGCGCCUCUUCAUGAUCCGAUUGCAAGGGCUUUCGAGAGGAAUGGUUUCAAAACCCCUUUGUUAGAGUGGUUCUGUAAUAACAAUGGCAGUUCCAAGUAGCUACAAUGAUAUAACGCAAGAUAAAGCUCUUCGAGACCAUAUUGGAUGGGCAUGGUAUGAUCGCACUUUUUACGUGCCUGUGAGAUGGCAAGCUGACAAGCAGAGAGUUGUUCUUCGUCUUGGGUCUGCCCAUUACAACUCAGUCAUUUACAUCAAUGGUGUAGCUGUGACGUCCCAUGAAGGAGGACAUCUCCCCAUAAUGGCUGAGAUAGCGGGCAGUCUUAAAUUCGGAAAGGAGAACCUCAUUACUGUGGCCAUCAACAACACUUUGACGCCCAGCACGAUACCUCAGGGAAAGAUUGUCUACCAUAACGACACUACGAAGUAUCCUCCAGGCUACUUUGAGCAGCAGAUAGACUUUGACUUCUUCAACUACGCAGGUCUUCAUAGGCCAGUUUACCUCUACACAACACCUCAAACAUAUGUUGAUGAUAUAUUGAUUAACACUAACAUUGAUGGGUCUGCAGGUAUCAUUUAUUACAAGAUAUUUGCGGCCACCUCUGGGAUCGGCCCCCAAACCGAAGACAAUGUGGGCUGUUCUGUUAAACUCCUGGAUAACGAGGGAGAUCAUAUCACUAGUGCUGUGGGUUGUGUCGGCACUAUUAAGAUCAGCAAUGCCAGUCUUUGGUGGCCGUACCUCAUGCAUAGCAACCCUGGAUAUAUGUAUACUUUGAUGGUAGCAGUGUCAGAUGCAUCUGGUGUGCUGGACCUCUAUCCUCAAAAAGUUGGCAUUCGCACUCUUGGGUGGAACUCCACAAUGCUGACCAUCAACAAUCAGCCCCUGUAUUUGCGAGGCUGUGGACGGCAUGAAGAUUCAGAUAUUAGGGGCAAAGGUGUCGACUACCCAUUGAUUGUGAAGGACUUCAGCCUCCUCAAGUGGCUGGGUGCAAACAGCUUCCGUACGUCUCACUACCCCUAUGCGGAGGAGAUCAUGGACAUGGCAGACCAGGAGGGGAUCAUGAUUGUGGAUGAGAGUCCAGCCGUUGAUCUCAAAGGUUUUGGCAAGGAGUUGAUGGAGCGCCACAUUGCUGUCAUGCAGGAGUUGGUCCGCCGUGACAAGAAUCGCCCGAGUGUCAUCAUGUGGAGUGUCGGGAAUGAGCCAAGGUCCAAUGAGCCAGCUGCUAAGGAUUAUUUCAGAUCUGUAGUAGAUGCUACCCAUGGUGCAGAUCCGUCUAGACCAGUGACGUGUGCACUCAAUCGAGGUGCACUGGUUGAUUUAGCU
This is a messenger RNA of Penaeus vannamei (Pacific white shrimp), 1334 nucleotides long. The record is from RefSeq and is a predicted model, not a curated record. NCBI's taxonomy places the organism in Eukaryota, Metazoa, Arthropoda, Malacostraca, Decapoda, Penaeidae.